AUGACAGAAAUUCCAACGACAUGUGUUGCUGCUGUCUAUUCAGAAAUAGAACCUGAACCACAAUUAAAAGAUAUAGAAAAAUUUAUGUGUGACCAUGGCGCAGAUCCAGUAUUAGAUGUUAGCUCGGAAGAUCUUGAAAGCAGAGUUGAAGCGAUCAUACGUGAAUUAAGACGUGUUCUCAAAGAUUCGUUUUUAGAAGGAGAAAUGGAAAUGUUUCUGAAUUCUGUAAUGAGUUUAAUAUUGAUUGUACCAGAAGAUAAACUAAAUCGGCCAGUGUUAAAUUUUUCAGAAGCUAUCGUCAAUGCAAAUUUACCCGAAAAAUACGGACCAAUGAAAAUUCGAGUAUUAACUAAUUUAAUUUAUGUUGUACCAGAACAUGCGAAUACAGAAAAAUAUCGUAUACUAAUUGAUUUAAUAAAAUGUGCACGAAACCAUCGAUGUAUCAACACCGUAUCAGUAGGAAUAAAUCAGGUAAAACUAUGGGUUAAGGAAUGGAAUGUUUCAAUUGAACAGAUUCAAGAACUCUAUCGAAAUAUGCAUGAAGCAUAUGCUGCCAUUGGUGACUCAACAAAUGCAUUACAGUUAUUACUCGAACUACUUGGUACCUAUACAAAAGAAACAGCUUCAAAAGCUCGUACAGAUGCAGUCAAAUGUAUUAUUAACAGUAUUAACGAUCCAAAUGUAUUCCUAAUGGAUCAUCUUCUGUUACUUGAACCAGUGAAAAUGCUCGAAGGAGAAAAUAUUCAUAACUUAUUAAAAAUUUUCGUUUUCAGUCGCUUACAAGAUUAUCUCGAGUUUUAUUCGAAACAAAAACCAUUUAUAGAAUCAUCAGGUGUUAAGCAUGAAAGAAAUCUGACCAAAAUGCGCCUAUUAACAUUCAUUCUAAUAGCUGAAAGCCAAAAGGAAUUAACAUUUGAUGCGAUUGAAAAAGAAAUGCAAAUAUCAGCCGAUGAUAUCGAAUCGUUUAUAAUCGAAGCCGUACGGACGAAAAUGAUACGAUGUAAAAUUGAUCAUCUUGCACGAAAAGUUAUCAUUGAUAAUACAGAACAACGUUCAUUUACAAAACAACAUUGGAUAUCAUUAAAGGAAAAACUUGAGGCAUGGAAAUUUAAUUUGACUAUGAUUAAUAGUCAUUUUCAUACAUUAGCCAACUGA
Molecule: messenger RNA, 1155 nt
Organism: Rotaria socialis
Lineage: Eukaryota; Metazoa; Rotifera; Eurotatoria; Philodinida; Philodinidae
Source: the annotation of a GenBank genome assembly